AUGUCCAACCUGUAUUCUCGUAAUCAAAAACCAAACAGCAUGUAUCCCACUGUGCCUGACAGAGGCCGGGAGUUAGAGCCAUACAUGGUGGGCCUAACAGGCCACCCUGAACUCAACCCUCACCUCUCCUCUGGCAUGAAACCGCUAGACUUUAUGGACACACCAGCCCCACGAAUGUUCCUCGCACCGAAAAACUAUUCCUCAACCCGACGAGGCUCAUGUUGUAGCGAUACACUGGGCUCACAAUACGCAUGGUCCACAGCCUCCAACGCAGAUCUACUUGCAACCUCCCCAGCUCUAUCCUCGCUCGAGCCCUCGGCCUGCUCAGGACCAACCUCUCCCUACAUGCAGAGCUACUACCCAUCGGGCCAUAUGCAGCCCGCUAUAAACACGCCCGAUAUGUCAACCUAUAGCCCCCAGCAAAUCAACAAAUGGUGCAUCGAGACCAACCCCACCGGCGACUUCUACUCUUCCUACCAAGCAAUAAACCCAGGUGCCAUGCCCUACACACACACUACAGAUGUUCAAUCAGACCCUUUCGCCCACAGUAACUCCCUGAGCACAGCAAACGACUGGCUCUCAAUGCCAGCCUUCACAGACCCAAUCCCAAUUCCAGAAUCCUUCUUCCCAGUCUCAAUCUCGCAACCUCAAUCCCAACAACUCAUCCCCUCAUCAUCAUCAUCAACAACAACAACAACUACUACUACUACUACUACUUCAAAUACCUCCUCCACAGGAACACGCCCCUCCCCAACCCGCUCCUUCUCUGACAAUCCCUCCCCACCAAGCAGCACAAGCGACCUAACACACUACGGAACCCCAACAGCAGACGGAGCCUGGCGGUGCGCACACCCGGGCUGUUCCUCGCAGGCUGUAUUCCGACGUGGAUGUGAUCUGCGGAAGCAUUUCAAUCGGCAUCGGAAGUAUCUCUUCUGUCGGCAUGAGGGGUGUCCGCAGGCUGUGCAUAAUGGGUUUUCUAGUAAGAAGGAUCGCGCGAGGCAUGAGGCUAAGCAUAAUCCUGGGAUUGUUUGUGAGGCUGUGGGUUGUGGGCGGGUUUUUAGUCGGGUUGAUAAUAUGAAAGAUCACGUUAGAAGGAUUCAUCGGAGGGGGUGA
Messenger RNA from Penicillium canescens, 1113 nucleotides. Its product is annotated as putative C2H2 transcription factor. Gene Ontology annotation, biological process: regulation of transcription by RNA polymerase II. Gene Ontology annotation, cellular component: nucleus. The record is from RefSeq and is a predicted model, not a curated record. The transcript has a single exon. Gene Ontology annotation, molecular function: DNA-binding transcription factor activity, RNA polymerase II-specific; RNA polymerase II cis-regulatory region sequence-specific DNA binding. The coding region runs from base 1 to 1113 and encodes 370 amino acids. NCBI's taxonomy places the organism in Eukaryota, Fungi, Ascomycota, Eurotiomycetes, Eurotiales, Aspergillaceae.